Aaosphaeria arxii CBS 175.79 is the source of this 1335-nucleotide messenger RNA. RefSeq lists its product as uncharacterized. Gene Ontology annotation, molecular function: amino acid transmembrane transporter activity. The transcript has 2 exons. Bases 1 to 1335 code for a protein of 444 amino acids. Lineage: Eukaryota; Fungi; Ascomycota; Dothideomycetes; Pleosporales. The record is from RefSeq and is a predicted model, not a curated record. Gene Ontology annotation, cellular component: vacuolar membrane. Gene Ontology annotation, biological process: amino acid transmembrane transport.
AUGGGCAUCGACUAUGCACGAGAUGCGUACAAACACGAUGAACCAUACCAGUCCGAGGAGACCUACCGUACCCUAGGGAGAUGGCGAGCAUGUGUCAUUCUCAUCACCAUCGAGGUUGGAAUCGGUGUUUUGAGUUUGCCAUCAGCUUUGAAGACUCUCGGCCUGAUCCCAGGAAUCAUUGCACUGUUCUUCUUUGGCGCCCUUACCACCUACUGCGGCUGGAUCCUACUGUUGUUCUACCGAGCAUAUCCCAUGGUUACCAAUCUGGUAGACUGCGCUCGCUGUGUCGGAGGAAAGCCCUUUGAGGUCUCCCUGGGAAUUGUCUUUGUAAUGGAACUCGUCCUCAUCUGCGCUUCUGCGAAUAUCACACUAUCUAUCGCCCUCAACUCUAUCACUGGCCACGCUCUUUGCACCGUAAUCUUCAUGGCAAUUCCGCAUAUUGCUUGUUGGUUGCUGUGCAUUCCGAGGAAGCUCACAUUUGCCGCGUUCUUCAGCUGGAUAUGCACGGUCUCGAUUGUCGCUGCGGUUCUCAUCGUCAUGAUUGCAUUGGGUGUGUCGGGGCCAAAUGCUCCUCCCGGUUUCGAAGCCGAGAUCGUGCUCGUCGGAAAGCCAACGUUCGUUGAAGCGGUCAACGCGCUCCUCAAUAUCGCCUUCGCUUUUGCCGGAAACCAGAGCUUCAUCUCAGUCAUGGCCGAAAUGAGAGAUCCGUCAAAAGACUUCACACCAGCUUUGAUCAUGCAAAAGGGUUUCGAGGUUGUUGUUUAUGUCGUUGUGGCCUGCGUGAUCUACGCAUUGGCAGGUGAUGCUGUCACGUCUCCAGCCUUGGGAUCUGCUCCCCGACUCCCCGCGAAGAUCGCCUAUGGCAUUUUGAUCCCUUCCGUCUUGGGCACCGGCUUGCUCAUCGGUAUCACGGCCAUAAAGUACAUGUACACAGCGUUCAUGAGGAAGACGAGGCCCGACCAAGUGAACACGCACAACACAUGGACAUGGACGGUGUGGAUUACCAUUGGAACUGUGUUCUGGAUCGUGACAUUUGUCGUAUCCAACGCCAUCCCUAUCUUCAACUCCAUAUUAAGCAUCAGCGCGGCCGUCUUCAUUUCCUGGUUCACUUUUGGUCUUACGAGUUUGUUCUGGUUGCAUCUCAACUGGAAAGUACAGUUCAGCACACCCACAAAGACGUGCUUGGCAGUUUACAACUACUUGAUCAUUCUUAUGACCUUAUUCUUGAACGCCGGCGGCCUCUAUGCGUCUUUGCGUGCGCUCAUUGAUUUGUUCAAUGACCCCGACAAUUCGCUCAAUGGCCCGUUUACUUGCGGGGAUAAUAGCCUUUUCUAG